Messenger RNA from Photinus pyralis (common eastern firefly), 5470 nucleotides. RefSeq names its product transcription elongation factor SPT6 (gene Spt6). Bases 130 to 5448 code for a protein of 1772 amino acids. The transcript is spliced from 18 exons. Gene Ontology annotation, molecular function: DNA binding; histone binding; nucleosome binding. NCBI's taxonomy places the organism in Eukaryota, Metazoa, Arthropoda, Insecta, Coleoptera, Lampyridae. Gene Ontology annotation, biological process: transcription elongation-coupled chromatin remodeling; positive regulation of transcription elongation by RNA polymerase II; transcription elongation by RNA polymerase II. Gene Ontology annotation, cellular component: transcription elongation factor complex. The record is from RefSeq and is a predicted model, not a curated record.
GAUCAUCCUUCCAUUUUCAAAAUGGAUUCGUAAUCACUGAUGGCGUCUUAUUAAAUAAAUAGUCAUAAUAUUUUGUAUCAAAACAUUUAUAUAUUCCUUUCUUCCUGUAGCUUAAGUUUAAAGUAGAAAAUGGCAGACUUUAUUGACUCGGAGGCCGAAGAGAGCGAGGAGGAGGAAGAAUUAGAGCCCCACGAAAGGAAAAAGGCGAAACAGGCGAAGGCCACCGUCGAGGACAGUUCCGAAGAGGAAGAGGAUGACGAGGAGAAACUGCGCGAGGAGUUGAAGGACCUAAUCGAUGACAACCCCAUCGAAACGGAUGGCGAGGAUUCGGACGGAUCGGGAGGGGCGAAACGGAAAAAGUCCGACGACGAGGAGUUCGACGAUCGCUUGGAGGAUGAGGAUUACGAUUUGCUCGAGGAGAAUUUGGGUGUUAAAGUCGAAAGACGGAAAUUUAAGAGGUUACGGCGGAUUGUCGACGAGGAGAGCGACGGCGAGGAGGCCGCCGACGAGGGGAGGGACCGUGACACUAUUGCUAUGGAGAUUUUUUCGGAUGACGACGACGAUCAUCGGUCGGAGCGAAGUCAGAGACCGGUCGUUGAGCCCGAGCAGUUUGUCGAAGAAGAAGAUGAAGGGGAGUAUUCUGACGCGGAUGACUUUAUUGUGGACGACGACGGGCGUCCCCUUGCCGACAAGAGAAAGAAACGGAAACCCAUAUUUACCGAUGCCGCACUUCAAGAGGCCCAGGAGACUUUCGGGGUCGAUUUCGAUUAUGACGAGUUUUCAAAGUACGAACAGGACGAUUAUGAGGAAGAAGAAGAGGACGAGGAGGACGAUUACGUCGACGAUGACGAAGAAGGCGAACGGAGGCGACAGCCGAAGAAGACCGCCAGAAAGAAACCGACACGUAAAUCUAUAUUCGAAGUGUACGAGCCUAGUGAGCUAAAACGGGGGUUCUUUACCGAUUUGGAUAAUGAAAUACGUAACACGGAUAUUCCCGAGCGUAUGCAACUGAGAGAGGUUCCUGUCACGUCCGUUUCGGAAGAUUCUAACGAACUGACGGAGGAAGCAGAGUGGAUUUAUAAACAAGCCUUCUGUAAACCAACGGUAUCAAUGCAAGAUGCCCACUUAUCACUUGAGGCAAGAGAGCGUCAACGAAAAGGACCACAAACUGUUGGAAAAAUCCGUAAAGCGUUAGACUUCAUUCGCAAUCAACAGUUGGAGGUACCGUUUAUUGCCUUCUAUCGUAAGGAGUACGUACAACCGGAGCUCAACAUAAACGACCUGUGGAAGGUGUACAAAUUCGACGCUAAAUGGUGCCAACUGAAACAGCGCAAGGAAAACCUGAUUUCGCUAUUCGAAAAAAUGCGCUCGUACCAACUGGACGAGCUAAUGAAAGAUCCGGAUGCGCCGAUUCCGGACAAUGUGCGCGUCAUGAAAGAUAGCGACAUAGAGCGGCUGAAAAACGUGCAAACGGCCGAGGAGCUGCAGGACGUUCACAAUCACUUUGUUCUGUACUACGCGCACGAUCUUCCCGCGAUGCACGCGGCGUGGCGCGCCAAGGAAAAAGAGCGCAAGAGACAGGAGAAGCGCGCGGAGAGGCUGAGGAGGAUAGCCGAAAGCGAGGAUGUCGGAGAUAUUCCCGACGAACUCGACAUCGAAGAGGACGACGACGAGCCCGAGCCGGAAACAUUGAAGUAUGCCAAUCGGUCUGGCUCGUACACCUUAUGCACGAAAGCCGGAAUCAAUGGGUUGGCCAAGCGUUUUGGUCUUUCACCUGAGAACUUUGCCGAGAAUUUGCGUGACAAUUAUCAGCGACACGAGGUUGAUCAAGAGCUGAUUGAUGUACAAGAACUUGCCAAGCAAUACAUUUCUCCGAAAUUCCCCACAGUCGACGAUGUUUUGCAAGCAGCUAGGUUUAUGGUAGCCUUGCAAAUCGCCCGAGAGCCCCUAGUUCGAAAGUGCGUGCGUGAGGUGUUCUUCGAACGAGCGAAAAUUACGAUUCGCCCCACAAAAAAAGGAAUCAAAGUCAUCGACGAAACUCACAACUGCUACAGCAUGAAAUACGUGAAAAAUAAACCGGUGCGCGACCUGUCGGGCGAUCAGUUCCUCAAACUUUCAUUGGCGGAGGAGGAGAACUUGCUCAUCAUCACCGUUAACGAUACGAUCGAGGGGAACACGAGCAAUUCGUACAUCGACGAAGUGAAGCAAUUAUAUAUCAGGGAUGAGUUCAGCAAAAACGUGCAGGAUUGGAACGCGCUGCGCAUGGAAUGCGUGGAGCGCGCCUUAAUCAGGUGCGUGCUGCCCGAUCUCCGAAACGAACUUAAGAGAACUUUGCUGACCGAGGCGAAGGAGGCGAUUCUCAAGGCUUGCUGUCGGAAGCUCUAUAACUGGAUUAAGAUGGCACCUUGCCACGUAGCGUUUCCGGACGAGGAGGAGGACGAAUGGGAUACUUCGAGAGGCAUGCGCGUUAUGGCAAUUGCUUACGUGCCGGACUACUCACAGUCUGCUUUCACGUGCAUGGCCGCACCUGACGGUGACAUUACGGACUAUCUGCGCCUGCCGCAUUUGCUCAAGCGAAAGAAUAGCUAUCGGGAGGACGAAAAGACGUUAAAGGAAGCCGAUCUUCAAGCAAUUCGUAACUUUAUACUUACGAAAAAGCCGCACAUUGUGUGCGUAGGCGGAGAAUCGCGGGAAGCUGUGAUGAUCGUCGAAGACGUAAAGGGCGUGAUUGCUGAAUUGGUCGAGUCGGAGCAGUUCCCAACGAUAAAUGUUGAGAUUAUCGAUAACGAAUUGGCUAAGGUCUACGCCAAUUGCAACAAGGGAAUGAGCGAUUUUCGCGAUUAUCCCGAGCUGUUGAGGCAAGCCGCUUCGUUGGCGAGAAAAAUGCAAGACCCACUCAUAGAAUACUCCCAACUGUGUACGGCCGAUGAGGAGCUGCUAAGUUUACGCUAUCAUCCUCUGCAAGAGCAAAUUUCAAAGGAAGACCUCUUAGAAAAUUUAUACUUGGAGUUUGUGAAUCGAACGAACGAAGUAGGAGUUGAUAUUAAUCGCGCAGUACAACAUCCCCACACAUCAAAUUUAGUGCAAUUUAUUUGCGGUUUAGGCCCCCGGAAGGGUCAGGCGCUUCUUCGCGUCUUAAAACAAACAAAUCAGAGGCUCGAAAAUCGAACGCAGCUCGUCACGGCAUGUCACAUGGGGCCGAAGGUGUUCAUCAAUUGUUCCGGUUUCGUAAAGAUCGACACCAACAGCCUGGGCGACAGCACGGAGGCGUACGUCGAAAUUUUAGACGGAUCGCGAGUUCACCCCGAAACGUACGAAUGGGCGAGAAAGAUGGCCGUCGACGCUUUGGAGUACGACGACGAUGAGGGCGCCAAUCCGGCAGGCGCCUUGGAGGAGAUCCUCGAGGCGCCCGAGAGACUGAAAGACUUGGAUCUGGACGCGUUCGCGGAGGAGCUCGAACGUCAAGGAUUUGGCAAUAAAAGCAUUACGUUGUACGAUAUUAGAGCGGAAUUAAAUUCAAGGUAUAAAGACUUGCGAACUUCAUUCUCCUCACCGAAUCCUGAGGAGAUGUUCGAUAUGUUAACUAAGGAAAGUCCGGAGACGUUCUACAUUGGAAAAAUGGUUACUGCGACUGUCGUCGGUAUAACGCAUAAGAAGCCACAAGCAGAACAGCUAGAUCAGGCGAAUCCUGUACGUAACGACGAGACCGGACUAUGGCAAUGUCCCUUUUGUCUGAAGAAUGACUUCCCGGAGCUUUCCGACGUGUGGAAUCACUUUGAUGCGGGCGCCUGUCCCGGGCAGGCGACGGGCGUUAGGCUGCGAUUAGACAACGGUAUCUCAGGUUACAUACACAUAAAGAAUUUGAGCGAUAAGCACGUGACGAAUCCAGAGGAGCGCGUCUCCUUGGGGCAGCUGAUACACUGUCGCAUUAUUAAGAUUGACGUUGAGCGAUUUUCGGUCGAUUGCACUUCGAAAUCGAGCGAUUUGGCGGAUAAGAAUCACGAGUGGCGGCCGCCCAAGGAUCCGUACUACGAUCAGGAUUCGGAAGACAAAGAUUUGAGAACCGAGCAGGAAAUUAAGAAGAACAAACAAAGACAGACGUACAUUAAGCGCGUCAUCGUCCACCCGGCGUUUCACAACAUUUCGUUUGCCGAAGCGGAAAAGUGUAUGGCGAACAUGGAUCAGGGCGAGGUGAUCAUAAGACCGUCGAGUAAGGGCUCGGAUCAUUUGACGAUAACGUGGAAAGUCGCCGACAAGAUCUAUCAACAUAUCGACGUCAAGGAGGAGGGCAAGACGAAUGCGUUUUCGCUAGGAUCCUCGCUUUGGAUUAAUGGGGAGUCGUUUGAAGAUUUAGACGAGAUUAUCGCCCGACAUGUAACGCCCAUGGCCGCGCAUGCGCGAGAUCUGUUAUACUUCAAGUAUUAUAAGGACACCGAAGGCGGUCUCAAGGAUAAGUCUGAAGAAUAUCUCAAAGAGGAAAAGAAGAAAAACUCGUCUAAGAUUCAUUACGUUAUUAGCGUAAGCAAGAAUUAUCCUGGGAAAUUCUUGUUGUCGUAUUUGCCGAGAAACAAAUGCCGGCACGAGUUUGUCACGGUGACACCUGAGGGCUUUCGGUUUAGGCAGCAAAUAUUCGACUCGGUCGGUAGUUUGUUUAAGUGGUUCAAGGAACACUUCCGAGAUCCGAUACCGGGCGGCGUCACGCCCGGCACUCCGAGAACGGGGCACAAUUCGUACGGAACCGCUACUCCCAACAUCAACAGCAUGAAUCCAGAAGCAAUACAAAGGGUGGCCCAAAACAUGCCGUCUCACAUGAUGCAAGCGCUGAGUGCCGUAGCGAAUCAAACUCCUCACUACCCUCACACGCCGGGAGGGGCGUAUGGCGCCAAUACGUUCGUUGGCACGCCGUACACACCGAGUGGCCAAACACCUUACAUGACGCCCUACCAGACUCCUCACGCGUCCCCCCACCUAUCAAACACCGGCUUUUUACAUCCAGGCUCCGUGACUCCUGGUCAAAGAGGCGCCUACCGCCCGGUGCCGACCCACUCGCCCGUCAUCCACAACGGUCCACACGCACGACAGUUCCCCCCUGGCGGCGACGGCGGUCGGCCGUACGCCACCGACUCGCCGCGAAGCUUCACCAGCGACCACAGCUACCGGAGCUUUUCGGGCGGUCAGCGUAACGCUCACUCCGAAAACAUGGACUGGCAGAAGGCGGCGGAGGCGUGGGCCAAGUCGAACAAUCGAGACGGAUCGCGGGGCGAAAGUCGCAACACGCCGCGCUCGGGCGGCCAGCGCACUCCUCGCUUCGACGAGUUGCGCGCUGAUCUGGAUCGUGGAAAGUUCGGGAAAAGUCCGCGCUCGGCGCGCUCGACGCCGCGAACCAACACUUCACCUCAUUCCAUGUCUCUGGGCGAUGCAACACCUUUAUACGAUGAAAACAUUUAAUAAAAAUUCUAAUAGACGAGUA